Molecule: messenger RNA, 1660 nt
Organism: Pezoporus flaviventris
Lineage: Eukaryota; Metazoa; Chordata; Aves; Psittaciformes; Psittacidae
Gene: SLC51B
Product: SLC51 subunit beta
Exons: 4
Coding region: 809-1243 (144 amino acids)
Biological process (GO): bile acid and bile salt transport
Cellular component (GO): plasma membrane
Molecular function (GO): protein heterodimerization activity; transmembrane transporter activity
Source: RefSeq, a predicted model, not a curated record
GGAUACUGUGCCCAUCUCUGAUUAGCCUUAGCUAACCAGUGCUAGCUGUGUGCUCCGAGCCUGUCACUGAGAGAUACCUAGCUUGCUCUGCAGUAUGCAGCUCCAGCCAUGGAUCAGAUAGUUCAGGGAGGAGGAAUCCUCCUUCCCCAGUGUGGCUGGCUCAAAAAGCCUUGUGACACUGUAGAGCCUUUCAGCAGGCUGUUGACUUAGCCAGCUGUUUCCAGUACCUGCAAAACAGGGAUGGCAGAAUGUCCAGUGGGUGCUUUGCUUGCAAAGUCAGUCACUCUUGUGAGAUGGCUCUGAGAGCCUUAGAAUGACCAUUCACUAAAAGACAAAAAAGGGCUUUAUCAGGACAUGCUUCCUUUCCGCAACGAGGACAGAGCCAGGCAGAGUGAACAUUAUCAUUUAUUUUAACCACAGGGUAACGUAUUACUGAGUGUCAUUCUACUCCGCAUGCUCUCUUAAUACUGAUUAGGCCAAUAGCUUGAGCAAAUAAGCUGGAAGUUCCUAUGGUUCAUUCUUUGGGAAAGGUCAUUCACCUCAUGUAAAUGGACCCACUAAAGAGGUGUGUUUUUUUUUCCAGGGGCUGGAGUGAACCUCACCUGUUGGACUGGCCUUCAGACAUGACUCAGGAGCAGAAUGAAUCACAGCUCGUAGUGUACCAAGAGUAGGAGGAAAGGCAACCUUGUCACCGUGGUGAGGCACUAAAGACUGCUUGGAGGAGACAUCUUCAGACAGCAGGGCUUAAAGAAGAAAUGUAGCUUCCUCUCUGCUGGAACAGCGUGUUUCUGCCAGCGCAGAGCAGGACAUGGAUGUCCCCACAGCCCUUGCCAGCACAGGCGUGUAUGAUCACACAGCAGAUGUAACCCUUGUGCUCGGUAUAGGUCAAGAGGAGCUGGAGGAGCUGCUCUGGUUCUUCCGCACAGAAGACUCAUCAACAUGGAAUUACUCCGUCCUUGCACUUUCCUUUGUGGCCAUGAUUUUGGGCCUUGUCCUUCUGGCCCUUAAUGUUACACGGAACAGGAAAAGGAAGAGCCACAUGUGCAGCACAGCAGGGCAGACAGCUCAGCAGGCGGAGCUGGAAGCCAAGCAAGCCCUGGUCCCUGUGGAGGAAUGCAGCCCGACUGAGCUGCGGAAGGAGGAUCCAGUGCCCCAGGAUCAGAGAUCAGGAGAAGUCGUGGUGCAGUGGAAGGAUGGGACCGUCACGUCUCUGUACACAGAGAAGUCUGAAGACACUCUGUAACAGCAGCUUUAGUCCAACCAUUCAGGCCCUAAGGAACGUAUCAGAAUGUCUUGAUUCAUAGUGAUGGGAGUUUAAAACCACAGUUUAGCCUGCAAAAACAAACGAGAAUAAAAAGCAGCAGCAGAGCUGCACCCCACAAGUGGCUCUGGACUUGCAAACCUGGGCCUCCCCGGUUCAGCUCCCGGCUGGCUGGUCUUUACCUGCUGCUCUCAGUGCCUCCAGCCUUCUCUACUGCACACUGCCUUCAUCCCCUGUUGCACCCAGGCUGGAGCUGAGCCGGGACAAAGGGCCGGAGGUGUGGGAAUACACCGUCAGCCAGGGAACACGCUGUCCUGUCCCAUCAGGAAAACGCCACACGGACACGGAGGCACUUCUGUUCUUUUCAGAAAUAAUCUUUAUUAAAAUACUUUCCAAAGU